Mya arenaria is the source of this 2283-nucleotide messenger RNA. Its product is annotated as heat shock 70 kDa protein 12A-like. Lineage: Eukaryota; Metazoa; Mollusca; Bivalvia; Myida; Myidae. The record is from RefSeq and is a predicted model, not a curated record. Gene Ontology annotation, molecular function: ATP binding; ATP-dependent protein folding chaperone. Bases 134 to 1810 code for a protein of 558 amino acids. The transcript is spliced from 5 exons.
UAACGCUCAAUAAUUUAUAUGGCGAGAUUACAUGAGAAACGACAUAUUUAAGUGUUUUAUUUGUGCAUCAUAUUGAGAAUAUUGGAGUAUAAUUAGGAAAUUACUGAUACGCAUACAUGAAGAAAAAAUAUGCAUGAUGGUGGUGAGGCUGGUGGUUGCUUUGGAUCUCGGAACAACAUAUAGCGGAUAUGCUUUCUCCGCAAGUUCCGAUCCAUUAACGAUCGUAUCAAACGUAUGGAAUUCUGGAUCAGGACAGCUCAUGUCGUCAAAAUCACCAACAUGCGUACUUCUUCACAACGACAUGUUUCAUUCCUUUGGAUACGACGCAGAAAACAAAUACGUUCAGGUUAUAGACGACGAAGACAGAAACGACUGGCGUCUAUUUAGAAGAUUCAAGAUGGUCUUGCACAAACAAGCGACAUUAUCAAGAUCAACAACAACAAUCGCAGAUACCAGAGGGGACUACAUGGAAGCCUUCCCGAUAUUUACUAUGGCCUUAGGGUAUCUGAAAAAAUCGGCACUUGAACAUAUAAAAAAACAGCGUGGCGAGGUAUCAAUGGAGAACGUUACAUUUGUUAUAACUGUUCCGGCGAUUUGGGAUGACAAUGCAAAGCAAUUCAUGAGGGAAGCGGCGACCGAGGCCGGGAUAGACACUUCGAAACUUAAGUUUGCUCUAGAACCAGAGGCUGCAUCCAUCUGGUGUGAGUCACAUAGUGCCGAGGCGAGCAUUGCUCUGGCAGGAACUGGGACACGUUAUAUGGUCGUGGAUCUAGGAGGAGGGACAGCUGAUAUUUCAGUUCAUGAAAGGAAUGAAGACGGAACAUUGAGGGAAAUACACAGAGCUAGUGGUGGUAAUUGGGGUGGAACGAAUGUUGAUGCCAAGUUCAUUGAACUGUUACAAGACUUGUUUGGUAGAGAAAUACUGCAUGCAUGGAAGAGAGAUAACCAAGAUGAUUAUAUGGAACUCCUAAGAACCUUUGAAGCAGAAAAAUUGGCGUUUGGACCAGACCUUGACACCAAACUGACCCUCGAAGUUCCGGAAAGUUUAUUUGACAGCACAACUCUUGAUCUGACAAGAUAUGAAGACAAGAUUGAAGUAAAACCUUAUAAACUUAGAUUCGAGACGAAGAAUUUCGGAACAAUAUUCUUUGAUGAUCUCAUAACAAAGAUUGUUAACCAUUUAAAGAAACUCUUUGAGAAAUCAGGACUUGAAUUUGUUCAAACAAUAGUCUUAGUGGGAGGGUUUGCCGAAUGCAGAUAUUUACAAGUAAAAGUUAAAGCAGAAUUUAGUGAAAAAAGAUUAAUUGUGCCCGACGAUCCUGGUAUGUCGGUCCUUAAAGGGGCAGUAAAAUAUGGUCAUUUUCCACUGAUUGUAACAUCCAGAAUAAUGCGAUAUACAUACGGAAUAGAAGCUCGUCGUAAAUUUGAUGAAAGGAUACACAAACAUAUAAAGCCAGUGUACAACCAGGAGGCAAAUUGUCACGUAGUUGAAAAAUGCUUUCAAAUGUUUGUGCCCGUGGAUAAAGAAAUAAAGACCGACUCUAAAUUUACUCAAACAUUUAAGACAUUUUAUGGCUGUAAUGAAACUCAUAUCAAUAUAUUUCGGUCACCACAAAAAGCUCCUUCGAUGGUAACAGACCCUGAGUGUGUUAAAGUAGGCACUGUGAAAAUACGGCAUUCUAAGGAACCUUUCAAAAUAUACGUCACAUUCAUGUUUGGUAAAACCGAGCUGAUAGUUAAAGCUAGGAUUCAGGAGACUGGCAAAGAGGCGAUAGUGAAAUUAGACUGUCUUAACGAUACGCACUUGUAACUUAUAUAGGAACAAUGUGUAAAGAACAAACUGAUUUUCCAUCAAUUAUUGGGUUUAUUUUAAGGUACUACUUAAUACUGUCAACUUGGAUGUCAAACACUGAAAGUUUGAAAAAUAUUUUAAAAACAUGAUCAUACUUUAUAGAGAAUAUUAUUGAUUUGAAGUGUUUGAAUAUUUAUUUGGAUUAUACAGUUAACAUUGUACAUUAUGUUCGCAAUAAUCGACCAAAGGCGUAAUUGUAAUAUGUGUGUGUGUGUGUGUGUUUCCUUUUCAGUUAUGAUGUUGAACAAACAAGAUUAUGUGACGUCUUGUGCCAAAAUGAAUAAUGUUAAGGUUGUUGCGACCACGCAACAGAGAAAGAGAAACUAACAGUGUUCAAAGAAACUUCAAAUAAAUAAUGCUAAGAUUUAGAUAUUUAGAAUAAAGAAUGAUAUUUAAAGUUCAAAAGUUUACAAAAUAUCUUAAAUAUAAAU